This is a messenger RNA of Notolabrus celidotus (New Zealand spotty), 578 nucleotides long. RefSeq names its product ubiquitin A-52 residue ribosomal protein fusion product 1 (gene uba52). NCBI's taxonomy places the organism in Eukaryota, Metazoa, Chordata, Actinopteri, Labriformes, Labridae. The coding region runs from base 133 to 519 and encodes 128 amino acids. Gene Ontology annotation, biological process: translation; modification-dependent protein catabolic process; protein ubiquitination. The record is from RefSeq and is a predicted model, not a curated record. Gene Ontology annotation, molecular function: structural constituent of ribosome; ubiquitin protein ligase binding; protein tag activity. Gene Ontology annotation, cellular component: cytoplasm; ribosome; nucleus. The transcript has 5 exons.
GGUUUUCAAAAGCGAAUAAAUUUGAUUAAAUUCAAUACUACUUUAACUCCGGCAGACGGAAGUGACGUAAACGCGCGUCCCUCUCUUCCGCUCUCUUUUCGUUGAGGCUCAGCUAGCGGCCGGCCUGCAAACAUGCAGAUCUUCGUGAAGACGUUGACGGGGAAGACCAUCACCCUUGAGGUUGAGCCCAGCGACACUAUCGAAAAUGUCAAGGCAAAGAUCCAGGACAAGGAAGGAAUUCCUCCUGAUCAGCAGCGUCUGAUCUUCGCUGGAAAGCAGUUGGAGGAUGGACGCACGCUGUCCGACUACAAUAUCCAGAAAGAAUCCACUCUUCAUCUGGUUCUGCGUCUGCGUGGUGGCAUCAUCGAGCCUUCUCUCAGACAGCUGGCCCAGAAAUACAACUGCGACAAGAUGAUCUGCCGCAAGUGCUACGCUCGUCUGCACCCCCGUGCUGUCAACUGCCGCAAGAAGAAGUGUGGACACACCAACAACCUUCGCCCCAAGAAGAAGCUGAAGUAGACAUUUUACAGAAUCGGCUGUCUCUGCCAUGUUGUGUUAAAAUAAACGUCAGAAAACGA